GACCUCACGUCCUUAAGAGAAGCAGUGAGGCUCAAGUCGGCACUUCUGUCCACUUUUUGGUGAAUAUCAGCGCCGUGAUUAUGGGUUUCGAAAGGAAAAUGCUCACAUACGGCGACCCCGACGACGAGGAGGAAGAUGCACCUGCAGAAGAAGAGGAGGAGGAGGAAGAAGAGGAGGAAGAGGAAGAUAUGGUGGACCCUUUAGAAACAAUACGAGCCAAGUGUGAACAAAGUGAACACUGUGUGCACUACAAGGAGCGUCUGGAGACCUGCGAAGCCCGAGUCGGCUCCAAGUCCACCACCGAGGAGGACUGCACUGAAGAACUGUUUGACUUCCUACAUGCACGGGACCAUUGUGUAGCUCACAAGCUGUUCCACAAGGUGAAAUGACCUUCCCACCCAGUUCCCACUACUUGCAGCUGUAGUAUCUAUUUAACUUCUAAAAUUGUAAAAUAAUUAGAACAGUUCUGAUGUCUGUUAUUGUUCUUCUG
Messenger RNA from Scomber japonicus (chub mackerel), 490 nucleotides. RefSeq names its product cytochrome b-c1 complex subunit 6, mitochondrial-like. The transcript has 4 exons. Bases 81 to 389 code for a protein of 102 amino acids. The record is from RefSeq and is a predicted model, not a curated record. NCBI's taxonomy places the organism in Eukaryota, Metazoa, Chordata, Actinopteri, Scombriformes, Scombridae. Gene Ontology annotation, biological process: mitochondrial electron transport, ubiquinol to cytochrome c.